Epithele typhae is the source of this 594-nucleotide messenger RNA. RefSeq names its product retrieval of early ER protein Rer1. Gene Ontology annotation, cellular component: Golgi membrane. The transcript has 5 exons. The coding region runs from base 1 to 594 and encodes 197 amino acids. Gene Ontology annotation, biological process: protein retention in ER lumen; retrograde vesicle-mediated transport, Golgi to endoplasmic reticulum. NCBI's taxonomy places the organism in Eukaryota, Fungi, Basidiomycota, Agaricomycetes, Polyporales, Epitheliaceae. The record is from RefSeq and is a predicted model, not a curated record.
AUGAUGUCCGCAUCCGACUCCGAGGCCUCUGGGGGCCCUCUUCAGCCGCUCAUGGUCCAGUACGCGCAGGCACAGCGCCAGUACCAGCAAUGGCUCGACAAGGUGACGCCCUUCGUCCUUCAACGCUGGUUGAGCACCGCCGGAGUACUCGCUUUGUUCAUGCUGCGAAUCGUCUUCGCGCAAGGGUGGUAUAUUGACGCCCACGCUAUCUACCUCCUCAACCUCUUCCUCGCCUUCCUCCAACCACGGUUCGACCCUUCGCUGCAAGAUGAUCUGAUGGCGGACGAGAUUGAAGAGGGUGGAGAGGCGACCUCGCCCCUGCCGUCGAACCGCGACGACGAGUUCCGCCCGUUCGUGAGGCGUCUGCCAGAGUGGCAGUUUUGGCUUUCCGCCACUCGCGCCACCGUGAUUGCGCUGUUCUGCACCUUCUUCGAGGCGUUCGACGUCCCGGUCUACUGGCCCAUCCUGGUCGUCUACUUCUUCGUCCUCUUCGCCCUCACCAUGCGCAGACAAAUACAACACAUGAUCAAGUACAAGUACGUGCCUUUCGAUAUGGGCCGGAAGGUGCGCUACGGCGGCGCGGGGCACCGAUGA